Molecule: messenger RNA, 513 nt
Organism: Caenorhabditis remanei
Lineage: Eukaryota; Metazoa; Nematoda; Chromadorea; Rhabditida; Rhabditidae
Exons: 2
Coding region: 1-513 (170 amino acids)
Source: RefSeq, a predicted model, not a curated record
AUGGCCGUCUCCGUCGACUCGAAAUCGCAACAUUCGGAAGUGAGCACCGCGGUCGCUGGACCCGAGUUCACCGACUCACAGCUUCGUACCGCCGUUCAAUCCACGUUGAGAUCUCGUGGAAAGGCGUCUACUCGUACUGCUUUGAGCGCUUCAACGACUCAAACCGUUGGUGUCAGCUAUGAUACGAUGGUGUCCGCCUUCACCUCGGUCACCAUUUCGUACGUCUUGCUCGCCAUCUCACUCUACGUCGAAACCGCCGUCAGCGCAUUCCAUCUCGCUUAUUUCACGUAUCGCCAUCCGGCAGUGUCGAAGGAUUUGAUCAAAACGGCCGCCCAUCUGUUGAAGACUUCUUAUGACAAUAAGUUGCUCACCGCUUCGGAGAUCAUCGCCACCGUCCAGAAUACUAUAAUCGCUCCGAUGGCUAGACAGAAUAAACAGUAUCACUUGGAGGAGAGUCAACGUACCGCUCAAUUGCAGACGAUGAGAACCACCUCAACCGCGGUUUCGCGUUGA